AGUUUAGACCCAUACAGCGUUACCAUGAGUAGUUUUUUAAUGAGCCUUUCCCAGCCUGCGGUACUACGGCAGUAGAGUUUGGCUUGAUGUGUCGUCCAUUGAGAUUUGUCAUUGUAUAUAUGAGGCGUCACACAGCGGACCUUGACAUGGGGAAGGUAAACAAAAUGAAGAAGCUUGGGUCCAACGUGACUCGGCCCGGGCCUCUGGGGGAGCAGCUGGCGCGGGACAACUUUGCUCAGCCCACGGGCCGUAGGAAGGCACGGCCUGCCAGGAAGGAUGGCGAUGAUGAGGUGUUGCAGUUUGUUGAGGGGCAGCUGGGGAGGAAUAUCCUGAAGCAGAGUCUGGCACAGCUGAGGGAGGUGCAACAGGAGGCAGACAAGGAGAUGGAAGGAGAACACAUCCCGACUCCUGACCACCCAGCACUCAGGGACAAGAGGCUGGGUGCUGUGAGUCUCAGCUCCAAAAAUGCAGACGGUGAAAGUGAGGAGAGCAGUGAGGAGGAGGAUGAGGAUGUGGACGAGACACUCAACGCUGUGCCUCAGAACACUGACAAGCUGGUGAAAGACUUUGAGGAGGAGCUGCACCUGGCGAAGGAGGACCAGCAGAUCCUGGACCAUUUUAUGAACAAGGAUGCAGCACCACAGAGGAAGCUGGCUGACCUCUUCAGGGACAAGAUCACUGAGAAACAGACGGAGAUCCAGUCACAAGUGGAUGCCAACAGUGUCCAGACUGUGAGUGUGUCCACAGAGGUGCAGGACAUGUGUGCCCAGGUAGGAAAGGUCCUGGCUAAGUACCGCAGUGGCCCCUUGCCCAAGAUGUUCAAGGUUAUCCCUAAGAUGCGCAACUGGGAGGAGCUCGUCUACCUAACAAUCCCAGACAAGUGGUCGGCUGCUGCCAUGUACCAGGCUGUCAGGAUAUUUGUGAGUAACCUGAAGGAGGCGAUGGCCCAGCGCUUCUUCAACCUGGUCCUGCUGCCACGUGUGAGGGACGACAUCUCUUUCUACAAACGGCUCAACUACCAUCUAUACCAGGCCAUGUACAAAGCAAUGUUUAAGCCAGCAGCAUUCUUCAAAGGUAUUCUGCUCCCUCUGUGUAUGUCUGGCACUUGCACCCUGAGAGAGGCCAUCAUUGUGGGCUCUGUCAUUGCCAAGAAUCACAUACCAAUCCUCCACUCUGCUGCGGCCAUCCUCAAGAUUGCCGAGAUGGACUACACCGGCCCCAACUCCAUCUUCCUGCGGAUAUUCUUUGACAAGAAAUACGCGCUGCCUUACAGAGUUGUGGAUGCCUGCGUGUACCAUUUCCUAAAGUUUGAACACGAUCGCCGCGACCUGCCCGUGUUGUGGCACCAGGCACUGCUGACAUUUGUGCAGCGGUACAAGGAGGACCUCAGUCCAGACCAGAAGCAGUCCCUUCUUGAUGUGGUGCGCUUCCACACACACCACACCAUCACGGCUGAGGUAAGAAGAGAACUAAUUAACUCCAAAUGCCGUGGGGAAGAUGAUGCAAAGAUGGCAGUUGAUGAGUAAAGUGAAGAACACAUUGACUCUUGUAUGUGUAUAUGAGAAUUCUGUGUUGCUCUUUGCUGGCCUUGUGCUGGGUUAUUUUUCAUAAGAAACACUUGUGAGAAUGAAGAAAAGUGUGAUGGUGUGUAAUGUGGGGGAACCAAACAACUACUAGUGGCUGAGAGAUUACUAAUGAGUGAUAGUAAUGGUGGGAUAGGGUGUUUAUGUGACUGCCUUUGUAUCUCCAGCUCUAUGUGUGAACAGUGUUACCUGUAUGGUGUAUGGAUGGGACUGGUACUAUUGCUACUACUGCCCAUGGUAAUACUGAUAAGAAUAACCUUCACAAUGUUGACUAUAUAUAUAUAUAUAUAUAUAUAUAUAUGCUCCACGGGCCUGCAGAAAAAAUAUAGAUUUCAGUGCCUAGCCUCAAAGAGAAUGUUGACUUGAUAUAAAGAAAUUGGUGCAUUGAAUUUAUUUCUCUGCUGAAUCUUUUACCCUGACUUAUUAUUAUCUUUUACUUGAAUUCUUUUAUAGUGUACUUUUUGAGGGAAUUAGAUAUGUGAUAAAUAGGUUAUAUUCAUUCACUCAUUUGGUCAACAUGUUAUUUUUAUGGUGUGAUUUGUAGUUUAAGAUAACCUGUUGAAUUUCAUCCCAUCUGUCUGUUAUUUAUCCAAGCCCAGGUCUUUGGAUAUCACAUAUCACAAUGGUUGGCUUGCUGGGCUCAUAACUGAGAGGUGCUGCAUGACUGAUCCUCAUGCAGUGUGGUAUGGUGAGCAUCAUUUCUCUCCCCAUUUACCUUGAGGCCUAUAGACUGAGAUGUUAGGGAAUACUUGUGAAUAUAUUUGUAAAUGCCUUAUGGGAUAUAGAUAUUUUAGAAAUUUUUUAGUCUUGUAUGAAAAAUAACUUUGAGGAUGAUAAUAAUAAUAUGAAGAUUACAAAUAUUUAUUAAACUGACCAUAACAACAGCAUUUUGUAAAGAUACACAUAUUAAAAAAUGGUUUGUGCUGUUA
This is a messenger RNA of Scylla paramamosain (green mud crab), 2512 nucleotides long. It is a transcript of the gene bys, whose product is annotated as bystin-like. Gene Ontology annotation, biological process: rRNA processing. The coding region runs from base 87 to 1526 and encodes 479 amino acids. The record is from RefSeq and is a predicted model, not a curated record. NCBI's taxonomy places the organism in Eukaryota, Metazoa, Arthropoda, Malacostraca, Decapoda, Portunidae. Gene Ontology annotation, cellular component: preribosome, small subunit precursor; nucleolus; cytoplasm. The transcript is spliced from 10 exons. Gene Ontology annotation, molecular function: snoRNA binding.